Messenger RNA from Cuscuta europaea, 854 nucleotides. The record is from the annotation of a GenBank genome assembly. NCBI's taxonomy places the organism in Eukaryota, Viridiplantae, Streptophyta, Magnoliopsida, Solanales, Convolvulaceae.
CAACAAUACAAUGGAUUCUCACUUGACAACAACAUUUGUCUUUUUUGUUGCCUUUGCGUUUUCAUUUGCUUAUGCCUACGAUCCCAAUCCUGUUCAAGACUUUUGUGUUGCAGAUCCAAAAGCUACCGUUUUGGUGAAUGGGAGGACAUGCAAGGACCCAAAACUUGUAACAGUAGAUGAUUUCUUCACGUCGGGUCUAGAUACGUCGUCGUCCCCGGUGCCAUCAAUUCCGGGCUCAACAUUUAGCGUCGCUAGCGUUAACGAAAUACCCGGGCUCAACACCCUCGGGCUCACUUUGGUCCGAAACGAAUUUCCGGCCGGGUCGGUCACCCCACCCCACACCCACCCUCGAGCCACUGAGAUGGUCCUUCUAUUACAAGGGCAAAUGUACUUUGGAUUUGUGACCGUUGACCCAACCAAUGGCACCAAAAGUCGGGUGUAUGCAAGAGAAUACAAAGCUGGAGAUGUAUUUGUGAUACCCCCAGGGCUUGUCCAUUUUGGUAAAAACAGUGGCAAUGAAACAGCAAUUACUAUUACAGCUUUCAAUAGUCAAAGUCCAGGUUUCAACUUUGUGCCACCUCAGCUCUUUGGAAAAGACUCUGCAAUCCCUGUGGAUAUAUUGUCCAAGUCUUUCAGAGUGGAUGCAGAAGUGAUUGAAGAAAUUAGGUCACAUUUCUGAUCUCUUGUUCUUGGAAAGAAUAAUUGAUCUUCAACUAUAAGUAGAGAGAUCGAAGAUACCUAGCUUAAUUAGCUAUUAACAUGUGAUUGUUAGUGCAUAAGUUGUACUCCGUAUUAAACAUAAUAAUGUCCUUGCUUAAAAGUUGAGCACAUCAUAAUAAAUGAUACAUACAAGC